AAAUCUUUUGGACUUAAAAUUUUACUGUAUAGGGGGGCAAACAAACAGAUGACCCUGAAGUACUAGUAGAGGGGGGUUCAAGGCGACAAUGGCGACAAUAGAAGAUGAGAGUCUUCGAUCAAGGUCUUCCGUAGGUAGUAAUUGACAUUGGCUAAACUUCUCUCUCCACAGUAACCAACCAACUGCUUAUACCGUAUGGAGUUCGAGUGGCCUCUCUACAAGAUCGCAGACCCCCACGAAGAAAACGAUGUUCUGCUAAAGAGCCAAAAUGAUGAGAGUGGUCCCAAUAUUCGAUUUCGAAAUCUCUUGGAAUCUCGUUGUGAGGAAUAUGCGUCCAAGUCAAAGAUGGAACAGCCGCUCAUGGCGGUGGAAAUCUUGAAGGAGUGGAGAUUGUUACAGCCGCCUGGUCGGUUUUUGAUUGUAGAAGAAGGUACUUCCCAGACGCUUCCUCUCUGGAAAGACGUGGGAGACAAGCAAGCACGGACUUUCAUCAGCAAGACACUCAAGCAAAUGGUCAAACAACGUGCUGCUGUAGCAGCGACAGACAAGGAGGCUCAAAGACGACGACAACAAGAACAACAACGAGAUGCAGAAGCAGUGAAUGGAGCAACAACCGUUCCGAAAAGAAUAGAGACUACUACUACUCCAAUUUCGGCAAAUGACCAGGACCAUUCCAACAGUACUGGUACAGAUGAUGAUGAUGAUUGGUGGGAUCAGGUUUCCUCCUCCAAACGGCUGAAAUUAUACGAUCGCGAGGUACAGUCUCAUGCCUUGCUAGAAGCGUAUCAACGAAGAACGGCCCAUCCCGAUCCUCCGCCAGAAUUAGUCUUGAUUACAGGACCCUCUGGUACGGGCAAGACCAGUUUGGCCAAGCAAGUGCUGGAGGAUCAUGUUGUGACUUUGCAGCAAGGAUUCUUUUUAGUGGGGAAAUUUGAUCAGUAUCGCAACAAGGCGCAACCCUUUUCGGCAUUUAUGAGUGCCAUUGAACAAUUCACUCAGAGUGUGCGUGCCAAAGGAACCGAAUUUUGCCAACAAGUCAAGAGUACCAUUCUGCAAUCUGCUGUUGUGGCAUCUCAUAUCCAUCUACUGGUAGAUGCCAUGCCUUGUUUGGGAGAGAUUUUGGGAACGGAGGGUGAGGCAUCCUCCUCGGACGAUGACUCCUCGACCAAUAAGGGAAUGAUCAUGGUGGAAAACAACCGCAAGCUUUUCACGGCGGCGUUCAAGGGACUCAUGCAAGCGGUGAUCCGGCCUCAACAUCCCAUUGUCUUGCUAUUGGAUGAUUUGCAGUGGGCCGACGAGGGAUCCUUGGAUUUGCUCACUGCCAUUGCCUCUCCUUCGUUUGGUGAUAGUCAGGGGCUCGUCAUUGUGGGAACUUGCCGAGGCAAUGAAGUGGGUUUGCACGAUCCCCUGUCGAUCGUCUUGCGCAAUCUCGAAGAAAACAAUACACGCCUCACCGAUAUUCAAGUCUCCAAUUUGACCGUGGAUACCGUUUCACAAAUGCUGGUGGAUUUGGGAAUGCCCCCCACUCAAUCUACGUCGUUGGCCAGAAUUGUCCAUCUGCAAACCAAGGGAAAUGCCUUUUUUGCCUCUCAGUACAUCCAACGCGUCUAUGAAGAUGGAUUGAUGAAGCGAGAGGUCUCCAUCAGCGGUGAUCAGAAGCAUUUUUUGAACUGGAACGAGGAAGAUCUGAGUGUGUCUACUAGUGAUGGAGAACGGUCUAGCACGGACGACACUAGUACCAAUGACAAUCGCAUCGUGAGAUUACUUGCCAAAAAGAUGAAGCAGCUGCCACAGGACGUACAAGAAGUGCUCAAGGUGGCCUCGUGUCUCGGAAAUGAGCUCCACGAAAGUGUGUUGUGCCAUGCUGGAGCUGUGGCAUCCUCCACGGUUUUGUUGGGAUUGAGUGUCGCGGAAGAACGAAACAUGAUUGUAUACGACUUUGAUCGUUGCGCCGGAAAGUUUCCCCACGAUCGAUUCCAGGAAGCGGCCUUUUCGUUGAUACCACCCGAGCAAAGAGUCCAGUAUCAACUACAGCUGGGACGCAACCUUCGGCAGCAUUUACCGGCUCGGGAUUUUGAGAAACACAUGCUACUUGUAGCGAGUCUUUUGGCACAGGGAGGCGAAUUGAUUGAGGACGCAGAUGAACGAGAAAAGAUUGCGAGGCUGUGCUUGGCUGCUGCCAGAAGGGCUGCCAAAGCGUCUGCAUUCUCGUCCGCAACAGAAUACGUGGAAUUGGGGAUAUCGUUUCUGGAGCGGCGUCAUUGGAGGGACCAAUAUGAGCUCAGCCUGCUCCUUUUCAAUUCGGGUGCAGAGUUAGCCCAUUGCAGUGGGGAUCAUGAGACUGUAGACCGGUUGACAGCACAAGUUUCAGAACAUGCACGAUCCUCUGAGGAUCGCUUUCAGGCGGAUAUUUGUCGCAUCAUGUCAUUGGAUUCGAGAACUGAUGUUGAAUGCCUUCAUAUUUGUCUCUCCAUUUUGGACGACUUGGGAGAAAGGGUUCCGCGGAGAGCGCCCAUUGAGCUAGAGUUCAAGAAAACAGAACGAAUGCUACGAGGGCGGACACCAGAUCGCAUCCUAGCUCUUUCUCCGAUGACGGACAGGAAAGCCUUGGCGGCAAUGCAAGUCCUGCAUCUGCUCUACCCCAUUUGCCUUCUGCACAAGUUUGUAAUGACAAAAAUAUGCGCUUGUCGCCUAGUCCGGCUGACGCUGGCGCAUGGUCAAAGUGCGGCGAGUGGCCUCGGUUUUGCUUUCUAUAGUGUGGUGCUCGUCCGACUAGGCAAAUCUGAUGAAGGAAGUGUCUUUGCAAGGAUGGCUCUUCAGAUGACAGCCAGGGCGUUCAGGGCACGGACUACCUUUGUGGUAUCAGCAUACGUCAAACCCGAAACGGAGUCUAUGCGAGCUUGUCUACAACCAUUGCAGUUUGCGUAUCGUUUUGGCUUGAAAACAGGCGAUGUUCACGCGUCAAUGAUUUCACUAUUCUUUCAUCACACGAUGCGAUUUUUCCUUGGAGAUCCUCUCGACUCGGUCGUGGGUUCGUUGCUCCAUCUUGAGAAGCUGUGCAAAGACUAUGGGCAGAUAGGAGUGAUCAUUUUCAGCGGCCCAGUGUUGCAAAGCUGCUACAAUUUGAUGGGUCGAUCGCCGGACCCGCUCUUGCUCAAGGGGGACGCCAUGAACGAAGACGACUUUCGACACAGCGACUGGGAUUUCAACCAAAGCAUGUACAGCUUGUCCCAAUUCUUCAAACUCCACCUUGCUGUCUACCUGAACCAGUUUGAGUAUGCCAUUGAAGGUGGAGCCUUGUCGGCGAACGCGAGGCAACAAGCCAAGCUGCUAGUGAUACCGUUCACAGUCAAGCAUCUGACUUUCUUGGAAUGUGUCCUGGCAGAGUCGCCGUUCGCAGCGAAACGAAACAACAACCUGCUCGAAAGACGGCGAAGGAAAAGGCGUCUGAAGCGCCUUCAAGAGGCAGCCUUACUCUGUCCAGAGAACUAUUCUCACAAACUAUCCUUGGCAGAAGCGGAACAGGCUGUAUCACGGGGCCAGUUUGAUCUUGCGAUUCAAAAGUACGAAAAGUCCAUUCGACUCGCCGAAAGGGAUGAGAUACGGAGUGAUCAAGGAUUGGCGUGUGAGCGAGCCGCAAGGAUGUACUUGUCCAUUGGGAAAAAGGCAGAAGCAUCCAAAUUUGUUGCCAAAGCCUUGGCCCACUAUCAGGAUUGGGGAGCCAAGGUCAAGGUGGACCAGAUGACUGAGCUCGUGAAGAAGGAGGAGCUAGUUUUGCCAUGAUGCAAUGGUUCUCCAGCCCAUUUCAUUCUGCACUCCUCCAAAACGACAAUUCAACAGGGUUAUCCACUGCAGCUCCACGUAGUGCUGGCACUUUUGGGGAAAACCGAUAGUUGAUUAUAAUCGGAGUUGUCUACAUCGAUUGCUCCGUCCCUGCAGGUGCUUCUCUAGCUAUACCGGUACACUGCACGUGCCUGGCUCUCGUUCUCGAUUUAUUGACCUUGAAUGCGUAAGAACUGCCUUUUGUGAUGUCGUUGGGUAUAUUCUUGAGUGGAGUUUUUUUGAUGACAUGAAUCAAUACUAGCUAGCUAGCUAGUCAUAUUGAACUGUUUUUAGCUCACGCCCCCAGCUAAAGUAGGUAUCCAUGUGCUGCUGGACUUCAUGGUCGUCCAGUCUUUGAUGUAGCCAUUCCAAGAGUGUUUCAACCAACAAAAUGACCAGGAUCAAAGUUGCCCUCCAAUAGCUGAUGAACAGCAUUGACAUAGUCAUAAAUGGCCUGUGGAUUUAAAGUUGCAGCAUGGAUGAGGACUGCGCCGAUUUCAGUUGGAGACAAACGACCUUGGAAUAGUCGAAAGAGCUUGUAAUUCAUAAGCGUCCCCGUCAAGAGCGUCCAGAAAAGCAUUUAAGAACAGCCAAGGAUUGGGAGAGCUUACAGCAGCAAAGUCAUCUUGACCA
This is a messenger RNA of Seminavis robusta, 4455 nucleotides long. Lineage: Eukaryota; Bacillariophyta; Bacillariophyceae; Naviculales; Naviculaceae. The record is from the annotation of a GenBank genome assembly.